UCCUUUGUGGAAAACUCAAAGCAUCAGUAAUUAGAGCUCAGUCUGUUGAAGUGGCCGGCUUUUGAACCAUGCCCCAGUCCAAGCCCUGGGACAGCUGAGUCCACAGAGAAGACAUCUUUGGGAAGCAGGACCCUGAUGAAAAAAGACUAUACUUUAAUAUUCAGCUGCAGAGGAGCACCUCCGAGGACUGGGACAAAGACAGAGACAGAGAGAGAGAGAGACAGAGAGCGAGAGAUGAGUCCUCAGCACUGUAGCUCGGUGAAGACACAAUACACAAAACAGGUGAAGCUAUAACUGCAGGAAACACACCCCCACCACUGGUAACAACAAGGACGGCCUGGAGGAACUUAAAGGGAGCACAAGUAGCUGUCCAUCUAUUCAUCUAACAGCCAGCAGCAAUGCAGGGGCCGAUGUGGAGCCUGUGUAUUGUGUUCUGCCUCUCCCUCUGGGAGGAAAGUUACUGCAGGAGUUCCAGGGAACCCCGGAGGACCAAAGAGUCCUUUCUACAUAGAAGUAAAAGAGCUCCCCAGGAUCCAGACGAGAAAAAGUGCUCCUACACCUUCCUCGUACCCGAGCAGAGAAUCACAGGUCCAAUCUGUGCGAGCACCACAGGCCCAGAACCAGACAAGGACAGAGUGACCCGUAUGGACAUUGCAGAUGUGCGGGAGGUGCUAAGCAAACAGCGGCGUGAGAUUGAGACGCUGCAGCUGGUGGUGGACGUGGAUGGUAACUUGGUGAAUGAGAUGAAGCUGCUGCGGAAAGAGAGCAGGAACAUGAACUCCAGGGUCACCCAACUCUAUAUGCAGCUGCUGCAUGAGAUCAUCAGGAAAAGAGACAACUCUCUGGAGCUGGCCCAGCUAGAGAACCGUGUCCUCAAUGUGACUUCAGAGAUGAUGCGACUGGCUUCCCGGUACAAGGAGCUGGAGGCCCGGUUUGGCAUGAUGGCCGCAGUGGUCAACAACCAAUCCGUUCUUAUCUCUGAACUGGAGGAACAGUGUCUGAGGACACUGAGGCGCAGUGAGCUCCCUGUAGUACCUCCACUGGUACAGGUGGUGCCACAGAAUAUACCAGUUAACAAUCGUUUCACCAAUGAAGUACAGAGGGACUACAACAAACGUGCCUUUACCCGAGGAUCACAAAUGGACUCACCCACUGCAAGCCCCUUUGGAGUCAAUCCUCCACCACCACAGGGAACACUUACCUCAGAAGGUCCAUUCAGAGACUGUUUUCAGGUGCGCCAAGCAGGACAUACCACCAGUGGGAUAUACCUGCUUAAGACAGACGGCAGUGACCAGCUGAUCCAGGCCUGGUGUGAACAUGGCCUUGACAAUGGAGGAUGGACGGUGUUACAAAGGAGGAGAGACGGUUCUGUUAACUUCUUUCGGAACUGGGAGAACUACAAGAGAGGCUUUGGCAACAUGGACGGUGAACACUGGCUUGGACUUGACAGCAUCUACAACCUGGGGAAACAAGGCGACUACAAACUCAUGAUAGAGAUGGAGGACUGGACUGGGAAGAAGGUGUAUGCAGAAUACAGCAGCUUCCACCUGGAGUCUGAGAAAGAGGGCUACAGGCUGAGACUUGGUACCUACCAAGGCAAUGCUGGGGACUCCUUCAGCAGUCACAAUGGCAAACAGUUCACCACACUCGAUCGCGACAAGGAUGCAUUUUCUGGCAACUGUGCCCACUUCCAUAAGGGUGGCUGGUGGUACAAUGCCUGUGGCCAGACCAACUUGAAUGGUGUCUGGUACAGUGGGGGAGUUUACCGCAGCAAAUUUCAGGAUGGAAUUUUCUGGGCAGAAUACGGAGGUGGUUUCUACUCGCUCAAGUCAGUGCGUCUCAUGAUCCGACCAAUCGACUGAAACCUCCGAAUGCAACACCGUCUCCCCUCCACAUCUUUAUCUACCCAUCAAACGACUCUGUAAAAGCACAAGCAGGACUCUCUGCCAUCUUUCAUCUGUGCCUUGUAAAAGAGAGAGGAGGAAGAGAUGGUGGCGAGUGUUUAUAGCCAAAAACUAAUGACUCUAACAGUCUGUGCAGUGACUGGAUCCAAAGUUGAGACAGAGAUGGAAGACUGAUGCCAUUGAACUCUUUAACUGCUCUUCUUCACCUGCCAGUCUGGAAAGUAAUGGUCCAUCAAACUCCCCGAAACCUUUCAGUAUUAAUCUAAAGUGUUUUAUUUUACUCACUCAUUAUGUAAUAAAGGGAAAUGGUCAUUUACUUAAAUGGGACUCCUUCUGAGCAGCUAAUGGUGGCUUUCUGAAGGUAGUGGUAACCAUAAAUGGGGCCACAAUCGGGCCAACCAAAUAGGUUUUGUCUGGACUUCUGGAGUACCCUUUGACCCCAAACAUAAAAUCAACUCAUGCAACAGUGCUGUUCAAUGUGCAUAUGAUGAGCUGGCUUUGUUAUGUACAUAUUUUUGGCUUUACUUGUGAAUGUUAAUUUAAGAGGUGUGAUUCUACUCAAGCCACAAUGAUGUCCCUCUGCCAUUCAUUAUUUAUCAGUGUAUUUAUAGUAAGCAUAGACCUGACGAUUUUAUAUCUAGCCCUGUAAUAAUGCAAUAAUUUUGUCAUAUUGAAAUGCAUUAAUGGCAGUUGUAAAGAAGUGGGUUUAUGAGUCCACACAAACACACACACACAAGUGGAUGUCCACUUCAGUGGAGACAUACACUGUCAGUUUCUAUGUCAAAAUAAAUCAUUGAAUUCCCUAAA
This is a messenger RNA of Solea senegalensis (Senegalese sole), 2711 nucleotides long. It is a transcript of the gene angptl1a, whose product is annotated as angiopoietin-like 1a. Gene Ontology annotation, biological process: cell surface receptor protein tyrosine kinase signaling pathway. The transcript is spliced from 6 exons. Lineage: Eukaryota; Metazoa; Chordata; Actinopteri; Pleuronectiformes; Soleidae. The coding region runs from base 399 to 1862 and encodes 487 amino acids. The record is from RefSeq and is a predicted model, not a curated record.